Molecule: messenger RNA, 1622 nt
Organism: Trifolium pratense (red clover)
Lineage: Eukaryota; Viridiplantae; Streptophyta; Magnoliopsida; Fabales; Fabaceae
Product: acyl-coenzyme A thioesterase 2, chloroplastic-like
Exons: 5
Coding region: 79-1440 (453 amino acids)
Biological process (GO): acyl-CoA metabolic process
Molecular function (GO): fatty acyl-CoA hydrolase activity
Source: RefSeq, a predicted model, not a curated record
UCUUCUAAAAAUUAUGAUAGAAACUUUCUUUACAACAAAAUUCAUUGAUAACAUCCAUUGAUUCUUCCAUGCAAUGCAAUGCAAACAUUCAGAAAACCAAAACUAUCUCAAUUUCAUCACCUUUUCAGAUUCACACUCAAUUCUCUCUAUCCAUUGAAUCAAACCAAAUCCCUAUCCAAUGAUUCCAAACACCCAAAAUCAACAUCAUCACUUCCAAAUCCCAUCGAUGCAGGUUCAUCUAAUCGCAAACCAAUCAGUUUAUGGCCAGGGAUGCAUCAUUCCCCAGCUACUCAUGCUCUAUGGGAAGCAAGAUCCACCAUUUUUGAAAAACCCAUUAAUGGUAAUACUAAUUGCCAUGACCCAUCUUCACUUGAUCCCAAGUCUCCUUCUCAGAGUAGGACCAGUAUCUUGUAUAAUUUCUCUUCUGAUCCCAUUCUUCGUGAGCAAUAUAGAAACCCUUGGAAUCAUAUUAGAAUGGGGAAGCUUGUUGAGGAUUUUGAUGCUCUUGCUGGAACAGUUGCAUUAAAGCAUUGUUGUAAUGAAGAUGGUAGUACAAGGCCUCUUUUAUUGGUUACUGCUGCUGUUGAUAAGAUGGUUCUUAAACAACCAAUUCAUAUUGAUGCUGAUUUUGCUAUUGUUGGUGCUGUUACUUGGGUUGGAAGGUCAUCUAUGGAGAUUCAAUUGGAAAUGAUCCAGUCACCAAAUGGGGAUCCGAAUAUCUCAAACUCACCUGCAAUUGUAGCUAACUUCACAUUUGUGGCUCGUGACUCUGACACGGGUAAGGCAGUUCCAAUCAACAAGGUCUUACCUGAAACUGAGAAAGAGAGAUUGCUCUGGGAGGAAGCAGAACAGGGAAACAUAUCAAGGAAAAAGAAGAAGGAAGAACAAAAACGGGGAGAGAGUGGAGACAAUGCCAGGCUCAUGGCACUAUUAGCAGAAGGGCGUAUCUUCUCAGAUAUGCCGGCAUUAGCAGAUAGAGACAGCAUCCUUAUGAAGGAUACUUGCCUACAAAACUCUUUUAUCUGCCAGCCACAGCGAAGAAACACCCAUGGUCGUAUUUUUGGGGGGUUUUUGAUGAGAAGAGCUUUUGAACUCGCAUUCUCAACGGCUUAUUCCUUUGCUGGUGCAGCACCUCAUUUCUUGGAAGUUGAUCAUGUUGAUUUUUUUAGACCUGUGGAUGUUGGAAGUUUUCUUCGUCUCAAGUCUUGUGUUCUGUACACAGAACUUGACAAUCCAGCUAGACCACUAGUGAAUGUGGAAGUAAUUGCGCACGUUACAAAGCCUGAACUUCGAUCUAGCGAGGUAUCCAACAGAUUCUACUUCACAUUUGGUGUUGAUCAUGAAGCCAUUAAAAAUGGAUUGAGGAUCCGAAAUGUUGUUCCUGGUACAGAAGAGGAAGCACAAAAGGUGCUCGAGCGCAUGGAUGCUGAGAACUCUUGAUUUUUUGUUCAUUCAUUCAUUCAUUCAGGAUGGUAUUAUAGAUACACUUUAUCUAGGAGAUAGAAAACACAAUGUUUUGUAUAACUUUCUUGAUUAUGUCUAAAUAAAUACAGUACUAGUUGUGCAAUGAUCUAGGAAAGUGAAAAUCAAUAAAACAUGUUUUAUUCUUUCUGGAAUUUGAA